Galeopterus variegatus (Sunda flying lemur) is the source of this 4882-nucleotide messenger RNA. It is a transcript of the gene MTMR10, whose product is annotated as myotubularin related protein 10. The transcript is spliced from 16 exons. The record is from RefSeq and is a predicted model, not a curated record. Lineage: Eukaryota; Metazoa; Chordata; Mammalia; Dermoptera; Cynocephalidae. Bases 7 to 2319 code for a protein of 770 amino acids.
ACCACCAUGUUCUCCCUCAAGCCGCCCAGACCCACCUUCAGGUCCUACCUCCUGCCGCCGCCCCAGACUGACGAUAAGGUCAAUUCGGAACCGAAGAUUAAAAAACUGGAGCCAGUCCUUUUGCCAGGAGAAAUUGUUGUCAAUGAAGUCAAUUUUGUGAGAAAAUGCAUUGCAACAGACACAAGUCAGUAUGAUUUGUGGGGAAAGCUGAUAUGCAGUAACUUCAAAAUCUCCUUCAUCACUGAUGACCCAAUGCCCUUACAGAAAUUCCAUUACAGAAACCUUCUUCUUGGUGAACAUGAUGUCCCUUUAACAUGUAUUGAGCAAAUUGUCACAGUAAAUGACCACAAGAGGAAGCAGAAAGUCCUAGGCCCCAACCAGAAACUGAAAUUUAAUCCAACAGAGUUAAUUAUUUAUUGUAAAGAUUUCAGAAUUGUCAGAUUUCGCUUUGAUGAAUCAGGUCCUGAAAGUGCCAAGAAGGUAUGCCUUGCAAUAGCUCAUUAUUCCCAGCCAACAGACCUCCAGCUACUCUUUGCAUUUGAAUAUGUUGGGGAAAAAUACCACAAUUCAGCCAACAGUAUUAAUGGAAUACCCCCAGGAGGAGGAGGAGGUAGUGGAGCUGGUGGUGGCAGCAGCCAAAAAACUCCAUUGUUUGAAACUUACUCUGAUUGGGACAGAGAAAUCAAGAGGACAGGUGCUUCUGGGUGGCGAGUUUGUUCUAUUAACGAGGGUUACAUGAUAUCCACUUGCCUUCCAGAGUACUUUGUAGUGCCAAGUUCUUUAGCAGACCAAGAUCUGAAGAUCUUUUCCCAUUCUUUUGUUGGCAGAAGGAUGCCACUCUGGUGCUGGAGCCAUCCCAAUGGCAGUGCUCUCGUGCGAAUGGCCCUCAUCAAAGACGUGCUGCAGCAGAGGAAGAUCGACCAGAGGAUUUGUAAUGCAAUAACUAAAAGUCAUCCACAGAGAAGUGAUGUUUACAAAUCAGAUUUGGAUAAGACAUUGCCUAAUAUUCAAGAAGUACAGGCGGCGUUUGUAAAACUUAAACAACUAUGCGUUAAUGACUCUUUUGAAGAAACUGAAGAGAAGUGGUUAUCUUCACUAGAAAAUACUCGGUGGUUAGAAUAUGUAAGGGCUUUCCUUAAACAUUCGGCAGAACUUGUGUACAUGCUGGAAAACAAACACCUUUCUGUAGUCCUACAAGAGGAGGAGGGAAGAGAUUUGAGCUGUUUCAUAGCUUCUCUUGUUCAAGUGAUGCUGGAUCCUUAUUUCAGGACAAUUACUGGAUUUCAGAGUCUGAUACAAAAGGAGUGGGUCAUGGCAGGAUAUCAGUUCCUAGACAGAUGCAACCAUUUAAAGAGAUCAGAAAAAGAGUCUCCCUUAUUUUUGCUGUUCUUGGAUGCCACAUGGCAGCUGUUAGAACAGUACCCAGCAGCUUUCGAGUUCUCCGAGACCUACUUGGCUGUGCUGUGCGACAGCACCCGGAUCUCACUGUUCGGCACCUUCCUAUUCAACUCUCCUCACCAGCGGGUUAAGCAAAGCACAGAGUUUGCUAUAAGCAAAAAUAUCCAAUUGGGUGAUGAAAAGGGCUUAAAAUUCCCCUCAGUUUGGGACUGGUCUCUUCAGUUUACGGCAAAGGACCGUACCCUUUUCCACAGCCCCUCCUACAUUGGAAAGAGCACACCUUGUGUACAGAAUGGCACUGUGAAGUCUUUUAAACGGACAAAGAAAAGCUACAGCUCCACACUAAGAGGAAUGCCAUCUUCUUUAAAGAAUGGACUCAUGGGUGACCAAGAAUUACUUCCAAGAAGAAAUUCAUUAAUAUUAAAACUAAAGCCAGACCCCAUUCAGCAAACUGACAGCCAGAACAGUGAUAUGGAGCAGUAUUUUAGAGAAUGGUUUUCCAAACCGGUCAACCUGCACGGAGUUAUUCUGCCACAUCUCUCUGGAACAUACAUAAAACUGUGGAAACUGUGCUACUUCCGCUGGGUCCCCGAGGCUCAGAUCAACCUCGGGGGUGUCAUCACUGCCUUUCACAAGCUCUCGCUCCUGGCUGAUGAAGUGGACGUGCUCAGCAGGAUGGUGCGGCAGCAGUGCAGCGGCCCUUUGGAAGCCUGCUAUGCGGAGCUGGGCCAGAGCAGGCUGUACUUCAGAGCCAGUGGCCCGCAUAGCACCUCGGGGACACCAGAUUUUCUCUCCUCCUCAUUUCCGUUUUCUCCUGUAGGGAAUCUGUGCAGACGAAGCAUUUUAGGAACGCCUUUAAGCAAAUUUUUAAGUGGGGCCAAAAUAUGGUUAUCUACUGAGACACUAGCAAAUGAAGACUAAAAUGUAGUAUUUUCUGAACAUUUUGAGGGAAGCUGUAAUUUUAUUUUUCUGAAUUAAAAUUGCUAACCAUAGGCAUAUAUAAGAAUAAUAGAAAUUCACACUCAUAUUUAAAAAUAUGUUGAAUCAUGCUUCCUUCACAAUUAUUUUAAAAGAUGUAAAUUUUGCUUUUUAUGUCCUCUUUCUGUCAUCAUUGAUCUAGCUCAUUUUAAAGUGAUAUGCAGGCAAGCAUUCCCCCCAUCCUUGUAACUGUGAUCAAACUAACCAGGUUUUGUCUGCUACAUUUGUUCUGUCUGCGUCCAUUUUUCCUACCACCUAAAAGAUUAAUUUAUACUAAGAUUAGCAGCCCAAAGGAGCAGACACUAGGAAACUUAAGAAAUUAGUGUUUAGUAUACUUCCAGCAACAUUCAGUAAAACCCCCCCAAGGCUUUCCUAGGUAUUCAUGUAUUUUUCUGGUAACUUUCUGUUAUUUCUAAUUGAACUCACCUGGUGAGCUUUCAGUGUUCCGAGGCCAAAAUUUAUUAUUUUAGAUCACCUUGUUUAGGAGGGACUUUAGAUUACUGUGUUUUGAAAUCAUGAGCUGGCUUUUAACCUCAUAGGACUAGCUUUAAAAUGAUAUGCACUGUUAAUUUUGAAGCAUUUGCUGGAGAUAAUGUAAUUAAACUUAGAAGUGCCUUUGACACUAAUAUUAAGGUAUGGAAUAACACAGAGGAGAAUAUAAUUCCACCUUUUAAAAUUAAGGUGUUAAAAUAUCACUGCAUAUUGCAAAUAAGUUUUUUGGACUAAGCUUCAAACCAAUAGCAAGGAGUCCCCAAAGCCACAUUUUUGCCCCUCUGAAAUCCAGAGGACAAAGCAACCUGUGGGGAGCUGAUUCUGAGAGUCUCAGGCUGCCUUUGUGGCAGAGGUAGCCCAGCUCCAUCCGGCAGGUGAGCGCCACAGACAGGAGGGUGCUGUCUACACUGAAACCCAGACUCAAACACAGACGGCUUGCCUGGAAGUGGUGUGGGCUUUCCUGUCACCUUUCCAGUGUAGUAACCUAUUGUUGGUGCUUCCCAUUGGAAAUAACUACUGAGGUCACAAGUCAGGGCACCUACACAGAAGUCCCUUCUCUCUGAGGGUUAUUAACACUUAGGAAGAGAGAAAAGAAGGAAUAAAAAUGGGCUUCUCUCAAAAUACUGCCAUUUUAAUAAAUAGUGAACUAUUCCUAAAUUCCUAAAACUACCUUGUUUUCAACCUAUGACAUCAUAGCUAAUGCUGUGGGGGGGUCAAAGCUUAAGCUUUUUAUGGCAGUGAUAUUUAGCACCACCACACCCCCACCCCUUUCCCUGUUUAAAAGAUGGACAUUUUCAAAUUUGACUAUGUUAAAGUUUCUUAAACUGCCAUCUUAAGAUUUUGAAAAUUUUUAUAGUAAUAUAGUUGGCUAUUUCCUUUUCUAAAACAGGUUUUUUCAAGAUAACGUGUUUUAUAUGUACUGAAUAGCUAUUUCUAUUUGAAUUAUUUGCCUUUUUAAAUUGUUUGAUAAUGGAUUUAACAAGACAGAAGUUUUUAUAAAAUGUCUUAGGAAAUUCAUCUUGUGUAUAAACCCAAUGUUUUUGCCAACUUAUUGCCUGGAAAAUAAGGACUAUUUUCAGUUUAUACAAAUAGCAUUAUUGUUAUUAAAUAUUUUAUAGUUCUUGAUUGGAAACCAGCUCUGAUCCCCUUAAAACACCACAGCAUAUCCUGCCACUGAAAGUGUAAUAAUAUUUCUCCCUUUUUCAUUAAGCUGCCUUAUUAUUAUUACAGAUUGUUCUAAAUUUAUUUUUUGGAUUGAGCAUUUAUUUCUCUAUAACUUUCUUCCCUCACAUAAUUAUUUCAACUCCUUUAAUAACAUUUUUUGAUAAUUUACAUGUUUUAAAAAGAUGAGGUACUAUUAAUAGUUUUAAAAUAGAAAAGUGCAUAUUUUUAUAUGAUAAUCAAAUGUAGCAAAAUAUGUUUUUUUUACAUUUUUGCUGGGGAGUUGUCAUAUCAUGAUUAUUGUGCCACGGUUUAUCAUGCAUAAUAUGAAAAACAACUGUAACAGCCUUAAGUCAGGCCAUCAUAAAGCUGCUUCGUACCUCUGCUAACAGAAAGGACACUGGUGACAGAAGUGGCAAGUGUGGCUGCAUAUAGUGUACCAGAAAGAGCUGGACACUCACGGUCCCCAGGGCCCUGUGAGCGGAGCCUGUGCUGAUGGAAUGCCAUGCAACGCCAGACAGCGUUGGACUGUGUAGUGUGAACUUAAAAAUGUACAGCGUCUUACUGUUAUUUUAUGAUGGAAGCCAAUUUAAAACCAAAAAUGUCUAAGCUUAUUUAAGGAUAUUAAUUUCUACUAACAGAGGGUGGAAACUGUUCAUCACAUCCUUCAACAGAAUUUGCUUGCUAUAGCAGUGAUCAAGUAGAUAAAACUUGAUUUUGAGAGAAAACUAAAACCUUUGUGCCUAAAACUGAUGACUUUAAAGUAGGAUAAGCAGGAAGAUGAGAUAUCUUGUUCAACAAUAAUGAAUGUGAAGGAAAUUUUGACUGCUAAAUAAAAUUUCCACAGAAAUUG